Molecule: messenger RNA, 630 nt
Organism: Vombatus ursinus (common wombat)
Lineage: Eukaryota; Metazoa; Chordata; Mammalia; Diprotodontia; Vombatidae
Product: UPF0764 protein C16orf89-like
Exons: 5
Coding region: 1-630 (209 amino acids)
Cellular component (GO): membrane; cytosol
Source: RefSeq, a predicted model, not a curated record
AUGUACUUACUGGAGCUGUUGCUGGUAAUGCUGCAGUUACCACCCCUAUCUAUCCAAAAUUCACAGCAGUCAGAGACCAAGAUUGCCAUGGGGAAAGUGAUCCUUUCUGCCCUGGAGAAAGCCACCUCCUAUUUGGAAAUGAGGUACAGGGAAUUUAAUCUGGACUCAUUGGUUGGAUUUUUGAUGCUAAAAGUACAGCUAAAAGGUGUCCCGGAAAAAUGGGCCCAUGACUCAGACAUGAAAACCCUGACCUUGAGUGUUGAGAAGAUAAUAAAAAAGUUGACACUAAUCAUCCCCAAAGUUGAAGCUUUCCUCAAAAUUAUUGACUUCAAGUACUUAAGAGAAUUCCAAGAAAUUCUACAGCCAGAAUUUUGGAAGCUCCCUCUUUCAUGGAGUAACACAAGCUCCUCCAUGAUCUAUUCUAAGUUUGACAACUCAAAUCCUUUUCCAGAAAAAUUGAGUGAUUCUUGCAUGACACUUUUACUAGGAACCAAAAAGAACAGUAAGCCAUGCAGUGUCACCAAGGUCUGCAUGGAACUCAUGACUGCACCUAACCAAAGUGGUGAAGAACUAGUGAAACAGCUCUCCUACUUCCAAAUAGCCAAAAUGUUCCUGGAUUUCUUCAUGUGA